AUGGAAAGUCACCCAUUUGCUAGCGCCAAAAAUGAGUCGGGCAAUGCGCAGUUCUCAACAGGCUUAGGAACCCCAAUGAUCAUUAACAACGCCUUCAGUAUGAAUAACCAUACAACAUUUGAUAAAAACGACUUGACCAAAUACUUUGACAGUUUCCUCAACAAAAGCAACCAUCCGUACAUUUGUUUGAUCCACGUUUUUUUUAAGAUCCUCGCCCUGUCGCUAUACUUCAUAGGACCUCUCCUAUUUCGAAGUGAAAAAUCGAAUGAACAUGACUUUAUAAUCACGUUUGCAGUUACCCUAUUUUUAGUUUCUCUGGAUUUUUAUUUGGUUAAAAAUAUUACCGGCAGGUUCCUGGUGAAGAUGAUAUGGUGGAUCGACGCCAAUGAAGACUACUCCAACAAAAUAAUUUUCAAGUCGUCAGAAGAAAGCCUGUUGAAUGGCACAGACAAGAAGGUUUUUUGGUAUGCCCUCUAUGCAAACUUUCUCAUAUGGCUGACUCAGACCUUACAGAUGUUGAUGUCGUUUCAGUUCUGCUGGUUUUUGCUUUGCUUUCUGUGCCUAUUUCUCUCCUUUUACAACUUAUUUAACUUUUGGAAGUGCUCCAAGGAGCAGCCUAAAGUAGUAGACACCUUCUUGAGCCGCAUCAAUUUGAACCAGUUCUACAAGAAAGUGUUCAGUGGAUAG
Plasmodium inui San Antonio 1 is the source of this 687-nucleotide messenger RNA. RefSeq lists its product as hypothetical. Gene Ontology annotation, cellular component: Golgi membrane. The transcript has 3 exons. Bases 1 to 687 code for a protein of 228 amino acids. The record is from RefSeq and is a predicted model, not a curated record. Lineage: Eukaryota; Apicomplexa; Aconoidasida; Haemosporida; Plasmodiidae. Gene Ontology annotation, biological process: protein secretion; vesicle-mediated transport.